AUGGCUCCCUGCUCGCGGCCAGGCGCGCGGCCCCCGGCGACCUGUGGUGAGGCGCGCGGUCCCGGCGGCGCGGCGGCCAGGCGCGCGGCACCGGUGGCGCGGCGGCAGGCGCGCAGCCCCGGCGACCCGCCGGCCAGGCGCGCGGUCCCGGCGACCCGCGGCCAGGCGCGCGGCCCCGACGGCGCUGCCGGCCAGGCGCGGCGCGCGGGCACGGCCCAGCGCGCGGCUAGGCGCGGCGCGGGCGCGGGCAUGGCCACGGCCGGUGGCCGGCCGGCCAGAGGCGUGGGCGGCUCAGCCCAGGCGGCGGCCUGGUGGUGGCUCGCGGCCAGACUGGCGGGUGCGGCAGCCGUCCCGCGCAAGUGCUCCCGGCGUGUCCGAUAUUUGAGCACAGAGACAUGGGAGGAAGAGUGA
Messenger RNA from Sorghum bicolor (sorghum), 411 nucleotides. RefSeq names its product translation initiation factor IF-2-like. The transcript is spliced from 2 exons. NCBI's taxonomy places the organism in Eukaryota, Viridiplantae, Streptophyta, Magnoliopsida, Poales, Poaceae. The record is from RefSeq and is a predicted model, not a curated record. The coding region runs from base 1 to 411 and encodes 136 amino acids.